Eurypyga helias (sunbittern) is the source of this 2229-nucleotide messenger RNA. RefSeq names its product DNA excision repair protein ERCC-6-like. The transcript has 10 exons. The annotation marks the transcript as partial. Gene Ontology annotation, cellular component: nucleus. NCBI's taxonomy places the organism in Eukaryota, Metazoa, Chordata, Aves, Eurypygiformes, Eurypygidae. Gene Ontology annotation, biological process: transcription-coupled nucleotide-excision repair. The record is from RefSeq and is a predicted model, not a curated record. Gene Ontology annotation, molecular function: ATP-dependent chromatin remodeler activity; ATP binding.
GUCCUGUUUUGCCGUUUGACAGAUGAGCAGCGUCAAGUCUAUCAAAAUUUCAUCAGCUCUAAAGAAGUUUACCAGAUACUCAAUGGAGACAUGCAGAUAUUCUCAGGACUAGUAGCUUUGAGAAAAAUUUGCAACCACCCUGACCUCUUCUCUGGUGGUCCCAGUAUUUUGAAAGAUGUACCAGAUGCUGAAGUGGAAGAAGCAGAUCAGUUUGGAUAUUGGAAACGUUCUGGAAAAAUGAUAGUGGUAGAAUCCUUGCUGAAAAUAUGGCACAAACAAGGUCACAGAGUGUUGGUUUUUACUCAGUCAAGACAGAUGCUGCAAGUACUUGAAGCCUUUGUGAGAGACAGAAAUUAUUCCUACCUCAGGAUGGAUGGCACCACAACAAUAGCUUCCAGACAGCCCCUUAUAACAAAAUAUAAUGAGGACAAAUCCAUAUUUGUUUUUCUUCUAACAACUCGUGUUGGUGGCAUUGGAGUUAACUUGACUGGUGCUGACCGGGUUAUUAUUUAUGAUCCUGACUGGAAUCCCAGUACAGACACACAGGCUCGGGAACGUGCUUGGAGAAUAGGCCAAAAGAGACAGGUGACUGUGUAUAGGCUUCUUACUGCAGGUACUAUCGAAGAGAAGAUAUACCACAGGCAAAUCUUCAAACAAUUUUUAACGAACAGGGUGCUGAAAGAUCCUAAGCAAAGGCGCUUUUUCAAAACCAAUGACCUUUGUGAACUUUUUACUCUGAGCAACCCAGAUACAUCUCAGGGGACAGAAACAAGUGCGAUUUUUGCAGGUACUGGUUCAGAUGUUCAAGUCCCAAAACACCAAUCUAAAUGUAAACGUGAAAAGCCAACGGAUAGCGACACUUCUAAAGGUGAUCUCUGUCUUACAGAAAGCAGCUCACCAAAGUACAGCAAGUUAUCCAAUUCCUCCUCAACCACCCAGAUGAAAAAUUCUUUUUCUAAAGCAAUAGGUACAAGUGAGGGAAGUAAAGGAAAUUUGGAAACCUUUGACCUAAAUAGCUAUGCAAAAGAUAAUGCACAAGCUGCUAGUAAUCUAAAUUCAUUGAGUAAAGGCGAAGAGGAAGGCUUGGAAGAUGCUGACAAGUCUGUGUCCCAGUCAUUGCCAGGUGAUGCAGAGUCUUCAGAUAAUGCCGAAUGUCUGAACGCCAACGUGGACGGUGAAGUACAUGGGGCAGCUCAUGCAAAUGUCAGUGGAGAUUUUAGCCUUGCAUGCGGUGCAGGUGGCUCUCGGGAAAAGCAGGUUGCUAAAACUGAAGGUGGGCAAUUCGAUAAUAAUCAUUAUAAAUGUACCUCAAAAACAAAGCACAGGGUGGAUAUGCUGUCACAUGAGAGUCACAAAGAUAAAUCUAAGAGGAAACGUCACAAAGAUGCCAAAUUUGAAGGAGAGCGUAUUCCUCAUCUAGUGAAACGAAAGCGAUACAGAAAGGAGAACAGCGAAGAGAAGGAGGAAGACUCGAAGAAAAAUGACGAUUACGUCUUGGAGAAACUUUUUAAAAAAUCAGGGGUACACAGUGUUAUGAAGCAUGAUGCCAUCAUGGAAUCUUCCAGUGCAGAUUAUGUGCUGGUGGAAGCAGAAGCAAACAGAGUGGCCCAGGAUGCCUUAAGAGCCUUAAAAGUCUCUCGACAGCGAUGUUUAGGGGCUGCUUCUGGUGUGCCAACCUGGACCGGCACGAGUGGGCUUUCAGGUGCACCCUCAGGAAUAAAGAGUCGCUUUGGUCAAAAAAGAAACUACAUGCUGCUUCCUUCAAAUUCCACUCCUGUGUCACCUGCAAAGAAUUCCAAGGAUGCAGAUACAAUAAAGAAAGAAAAUUUAAAGAAGUGUAAUUCCAGUGGGCACUUUGAUGGGAAAUCUGGAGAAUUGUCGUCCAGCGCAUUAGACUCUUCAUCUUUAUUAGCGAAGAUGAGGGCAAGAAACCAUCUUACUUCAGGACAACAAACAAGGAAUGAGGGAGAUGAGAACCAUCAGCAAGCAGCCACCCCAGCCCUGGGUUCCACAGAAUACGAUGAACUGCUCGUGGACGUGCGUAACUUCAUAGCGUUCCAGGCCCGCGUGGAUGGCGAGGCGAGCACUCAGGAACUACUGCACGAAUUUGAGUCCAAGCUGCCGGCGGCACAGUCGUGCAUCUUCAGAGAACUUCUCCGCGGUAUGUGCACCUUCCAUAGGAGCCCGAACGGUGAAGGUGUCUGGAGGCUAAAGCCGGAAUUCCACUGA